Molecule: messenger RNA, 305 nt
Organism: Amorphotheca resinae ATCC 22711
Lineage: Eukaryota; Fungi; Ascomycota; Leotiomycetes; Helotiales; Amorphothecaceae
Exons: 1
Coding region: 96-284 (62 amino acids)
Source: RefSeq, a predicted model, not a curated record
UCCCUGUGUCGAUUGCUUUGGUAGGACACGGGAAGUCGAGGUCUCGAACGAAGGGUUCAAGGGUUCAAGGGAGGGACGGACAGCGCAGGACGGACAUGCAGCGACACAUGCAUCCUUCGUGGAAGCGAUGUCGAUUGAGGCCCGGGCGAAGGUUGAUGCAUUUUGAUCGGGGGUUUAUCGUUUGUCGUUCGUCGAUCGUGGUCUCGGCCUGGGAGCAGACAGCGUCACGCCUUACACCGCAACGCCCACGCACUGGCUCACAUACCUUGCAGAGCCCAAGAUAAACACCAACAGACGCCAGAGAU